UUGAUCAUGUCGGCGAUGUAUAGGUUCGAGUGUUAUGCAUCACUACAGAAGAUACCGAUGAGUCUGGUUGCUCUGUACGUGCUGUUGAUAUCAGCUGGGGCCUAUGCGGACUCGUGUCUUAGAAGUGAAGAACACAACUGCUGUAGCGAUGGUCAUGGCCUCAACUACACUUUGCCCAUGUUCACCCCGUGUCAGACGAUAAUGGAUGGUGGGUUAGCGGUUCAAACCAUCCCAAAGAUCAUCCAAGUUCCUCACGUGACCCAAUGUAGAAGGAAGAAGGAGCUUGGAAUACUCUUCGGAAACAGAAUCUGUCGCCUUCCCGACUGUAAGAACGACCCAUGUACACAAGGCUGGUGCGAAGAAACGAUGACGGGAUAUCGGUGCCACCCGAAUGCUGACAACAAAGACGUCAACACCACCACUCUUACCAGCUACAUCAUUUCAAUAACCAGCACCGCUGCCCCCACAACCACCGGGUCUUUGCCAACAACUCCCCGGACAAAGGCCACAACGUCACCAUGGUCAACCCUACCCACGACAACGCCUCCUCAACAGGUUUGCCAAUCGAAUCCUUGUCUAAACGAAGGAACUUGCAAACCAAUUCUUGGCACAAACUCACAGCAAGCUUUUGAAUGUGAAUGCUCACGGGAGUUCUACGGAACAUUAUGCGAAUGUUCUACACUUUACACACCCGACGUGGCCUUUAGAAGAACUUAUACUUUUCCAAACUUCUGGAUCCCUGCCAAUGUGACAUCAUUUGACUUUAUGGUUAGCGCAGACAAUGAUGCACACAUAGGCCUAUUCCCGGGUAACACAACCAACGAGAAAUACGAAUUGACUAUCGGUGGGUGGAGGAAUACCGGUGGACGAAUCAUACGAGGUACCAAUCCCGUUAGCAGGGACAUAUUAUAUCCUCCAACCUAUAAUGUUAGUCUCUCCCAAAUACCAGAAUUCGAUCAUUACCGGCUAUCGUUCGCCAAUGGACAUAUUCAGCUAAGUCAGUAUGAUAACGGUGAGGUAGUAAUGGCGACCCGGGAUUCCCAGCGACAACCGCUUCAAGUCUCUUAUGUAGGAAUUUGGACUGGUUUCGGAUCAGAUGGUUAUUGGAGAUUCCCGACGUUCUGCCCAAGCUUACCAGACCCGGUCUAGA
This is a messenger RNA of Lytechinus variegatus (green sea urchin), 1150 nucleotides long. RefSeq lists its product as uncharacterized. The transcript has 6 exons. The record is from RefSeq and is a predicted model, not a curated record. Lineage: Eukaryota; Metazoa; Echinodermata; Echinoidea; Temnopleuroida; Toxopneustidae. Bases 7 to 1149 code for a protein of 380 amino acids.